ACCACAUUCCUAAUUUGUAUGUAUUAUUAUUCUGCUGUUCUUCAAGCAAUUACAUACAAAAUGAAGAUUUUAAGAAUUGUAUUUGCUUUGGCAUUGGCCUGUUUGGCUAAGGUUGAAGCAAGUCCUUGUGGCACAUGUGGCGGAUAUCCAUACCUUCCAGAUCUAUGUUUCGCGCCACCACCACUACCACCACCAUGUCCACUACCACUUCCACUUCCAUGCUUACCGCCACCUCCACCACCAUGUUUACCAUUACCUCCAUGCCCAAUUCCACUUCCACUCCCAUGCUUACCACCACCACCACCACCAUGUUUACCAUUACCUCCAUGCCCAAUUCCACUUCCACUCCCAUGCUUACCACCACCACCACCACCAUGUUUACCAUUACCUCCAUGCCCACUUCCACUUCCACCUCCAUGCUUACCACCACCACCACCACCACCAUGUUUACCAUUACCUCCAUGCCCACUUCCACUUCCACCUCCAUGCUUACCACCACCACCACCACCACCACCAUGUUUACCACUACCUCCAUGCCCACUACCAAUUCCACUACCGUGUUUACCAUUACCUCCACUUCCACUUCCACUUCCAUGCUUACCACCACCGCCGCCACCAUGUUUACCAUUACCGCCAUGCCCACUUCCACUCCCAUGCUUACCACCACCACCACCCCCAUGUUUACCACUACCUCCAUGCCCACUACCAAUUCCACUACCGUGUUUACCAUUACCUCCACUUCCACUUCCACUUCCAUGCUUACCACCACCGCCGCCACCAUGUUUACCAUUACCGCCAUGCCCACUUCCACUCCCAUGCUUACCACCACCACCACCACCACCCCCAUGUUUACCACUACCUCCAUGCCCACUUCCACUUCCACCUCCAUGUUUACCACCACCGCCACCACCAUGUUUACCACUACCUCCGUGCCCACCACCACUCCCACUCCCUUGUUUACCACCACCCCCUCCACCAUGUUUACCACUACCCCCAUGUCCACUACCACUUCCUCUCCCGUGUUUGCCACCUCCAUGUUUACCACCUCCAUGUUUGCCAUUACCACCAUGUCCACCACCCCCAUGUGUUCCACCGCCAGCGUUAUUACCAGUACCUCUGUGCUCUUUACCUUGUUUCUCUAUUCCACCAUUAUGUCCACCUUGUGCACCUUGUCUACCAUUAUGACCACCAUGCCCACAACUUCCUUGCUUCUGUUAACACAGAUUACUUCUUAUUGUUGAUUACUAUUAUAUUUUUUCUGUUUUAUAUUGUAUUA
Rhopalosiphum padi (bird cherry-oat aphid) is the source of this 1276-nucleotide messenger RNA. RefSeq lists its product as uncharacterized. The record is from RefSeq and is a predicted model, not a curated record. Bases 19 to 1185 code for a protein of 388 amino acids. Lineage: Eukaryota; Metazoa; Arthropoda; Insecta; Hemiptera; Aphididae. The transcript has 2 exons.